AUGGAACAACCCGAAUCCAAUCCAACAUUUUGUACAAAUAAUUGUGGAUUUUAUGGUUCAUCACAAUUUGAAGGAAUGUGUUCAAAAUGUUAUCGUGAAAAUGUUAAUCGUUCAUAUAAUGCUGGACGAACGAAUUCAUUUAACAGUUAUUAUUCAUCUUCUAACACUCUUGUGACAUCUCAAAAUCUUCUACAAGAUCAAGUCAUUGAAGAUAAUGCCAAUAGUUCAACAGAAAAUGAUAACAGUGAUGAUCAACUAAAACAAGAAACUGUUGCUAGUCCUCUUCAUCAUGCUGCAUCUACUCCAAUAAUGUCAAUUGAAACUGACGCAAUAACAAAGAAUGAUUCAAAGACGGAAGAGACUAAGUCACUAAGUUUUGAUUGUCGUUGUGGUGGUCAAUUUUGUUCAUUACAUCGUUAUGCAAAUGAACAUAAUUGUACAUUUGAUUAUAGAGAACAUGGUCAAAAUGAAAUACGUAAAAAUAUGCCUGUUGUACAAGCUGAACGUGUUCAAAGAAUUUAG
Rotaria sp. Silwood2 is the source of this 522-nucleotide messenger RNA. The record is from the annotation of a GenBank genome assembly. Lineage: Eukaryota; Metazoa; Rotifera; Eurotatoria; Philodinida; Philodinidae.